AUGCCUAACUUUCCAAAGAAAAAUUACAAGGAGAAAUUAUCAUCUCCGUUGUUCGGCACAAUUCCGCAGCUCAACAUUGGCUCUAAUAGGAUCGAGGUUAACGAAACCAAUGUGCAAUUGUUCACGCCAAUGUUACAAAACUCUGUGCACGACCACAAUGUUUCAUUAAAUGCAUUUCCAACUUCCCAAAUUUCUACGUUGAAUGCUCCACAAUAUUUAUCACCCAUUGCCCACACUAAGAGGGCUAUCUCUCAACCAAUGGCCAAUAAAUUUGAUUUAUGUCGGGAAAUGAAUUUUAAAAUCCCACUUUAUAACGCUACACCACCACCACCUAAAUAUGAAUUGUGUGGAUUUGCUAAUCAUCAAUAUGGAGUAAACCUAUUGGAUAAUGAAGGGGUAUCACGCAACAAAGGGAGCAAUACAAUCGUUGAGCCAAAUAACUUCGUCAUGCACACUCAGAGAGCUCAGAGCAACCAGUUCAAUCCCGAUUUGAACGGCAUACCGAUUUCAAGACACGUUGUAAUGCUUCAGAAUAAUCUUAAGGAAGCAUCACGCCGUUUGAAUGAUCAAAGUCAGACUUUUAUGAAGCGUGAAAAGGAUCUACUUACUAUUAUUGAUAAGCUUCAACAGAAAGUCCAAGUGAAAGAUCUGGAGAUGCAAGCCAUCAAGAAUGAGCUACUCUCUACUAAUGUUCAGAUGGAGAAUAUGCGUCAUGGGCAGAACCUCUUGCAAACUUUUCACAACGAAGACAAACAUUUUUUCUAUGAUUCCCUCAUUAAAUUUUUCUUUUCCUUAGAGGAGGCCGCACGCAAAGAGUAUAUUGCGGAGGAGUUGAGUUUUCGCUUCCAAUUUUACUUUUGGAUAUCGAAGGCGUUCACGCAUAAGCAGAAUCACAUCUAUCCUCUCUCCAUCUUUCCUGACGACAACGAAGAGUGUGGUCAACUCGUCGAACAUGUAUCGAGGCAUUUUCGCGAUUUAAGUAAUUCAUGUUUAAGGUCCCCUAACGGUGAUGACAAGAUCCUCAACGCUUCUCGCCCGACAGAAUCCAAUCAAAUAUCGGUAAUGUAUUGUGAGUCCACACCGGUGGCAAGUCUGGCAAAUGCAAAUAAUCAACUCAUUCAGAAUUUAACCGAGGAGAAAAGCUUAAGAACAAACCUGCAGGAUGCACUUCAUUUCUUCGUUUUGACGGAACAUUUCCUGUGUGAGAAGACUGAGAGGGCUGUUAUCGAACACGAUGCCCUUACGGGGUAUUUAUCUCUUAUGAUGACUUUCUUUAACAUGAAGCUGGAACACAAUACGCCUUCACCGUAUCCAUACCCCAUGCGGACGCUACGCCCUUUUACUCAUGAUAUUUACCAAAACAAUACUGAAAUAUUGCGCGGGAUUAAGACGUGUAAUAAAAAGCCAAUCCAUGUGCCCGUUCCCAUCGGUGGUGCUGUGUUUUAG
This is a messenger RNA of Phytomonas sp. Hart1, 1446 nucleotides long. Lineage: Eukaryota; Euglenozoa; Kinetoplastea; Trypanosomatida; Trypanosomatidae. The record is from the annotation of a GenBank genome assembly.